CCUCUGGUACUCUCCCACUGACCUCCCGCCAAGUUACGACCUUCCACUGCUGUCCCGUACUUCGUACUCAGGCACCGAUUGUACCUUUGCUCCGAGCCUCUGUCAUAGUCCCUACCUCAAACUUUGACUCCACCUCGGUCUUAGUCCAUUGCAUUGGUGACCUCAUACUACAUAAACACCAUUGCCAAUAUUCCUCGGACUUUCAACCCCACCUCUGUAAGCUCCAUAAGCUCCGCAACCUCCGAGCUUUGCGGAUCACCUUCGGCACUUUCACCGCUUGUAAUGUAUCUCUUGUGUUUUCCCCUCAUCCCUAUUUGGACUGCUGCUUCUUCCCAUUCUAGCCAGUUAGUCAUCAUCCCCACUUCUCACCAUCCUCCUGCCCCUCUGGGCCUCACCCUCCCUACCUCCUUUCGGACGUAUCACAGGUUCUGUCUCAUGACCUUCAGUACCACUCCGCUUCUCUCUCUUGCAACGUCUUCAUUCCGAUUCGGAUCCCCUUUGUUUCCUUGUGCUUUUGCCCCCUCCAUUAUAUAUAUCGGCGCUUACUUCCUGCUCGCCUACUGUGAAAUUAAGGACCAAAUGGACAAACAGCAAUGGCACAGCACUCCGCUUGAGUCGCUGAGGCCAAGGUCCCUCCAUGCUAAGUCUCCAAUUCCACUCCGGAGUCAUCUGAAUCCGCCC
Cantharellus anzutake is the source of this 681-nucleotide messenger RNA. RefSeq lists its product as uncharacterized. The record is from RefSeq and is a predicted model, not a curated record. The transcript is spliced from 3 exons. The annotation marks the transcript as partial. NCBI's taxonomy places the organism in Eukaryota, Fungi, Basidiomycota, Agaricomycetes, Cantharellales, Hydnaceae.